Fimicolochytrium jonesii is the source of this 1476-nucleotide messenger RNA. RefSeq lists its product as uncharacterized. The transcript has a single exon. Gene Ontology annotation, molecular function: cobalamin binding; iron-sulfur cluster binding; metal ion binding. Bases 1 to 1476 code for a protein of 491 amino acids. Gene Ontology annotation, cellular component: cytosol. Lineage: Eukaryota; Fungi; Chytridiomycota; Chytridiomycetes; Spizellomycetales; Powellomycetaceae. The record is from RefSeq and is a predicted model, not a curated record.
AUGGAGCAGAUGCAAAAGCUCCGAAUUAGUCUAGUAUCGCUGGAUUGGCUGAGACCGAAGGAUCCGCGGAUUGCGCUUGGACAUGCGUCGAUCAAAGCUAAACUGACACAAAGCCAAUUCGCCGAGCGCUUGGACGUCAAGGAUCACUCCUUCAACGUCAAUCCAAGCCAAUCGCUUCCGGCAGACUUGCUGAGCACGGCUGAAGAAGCAGCUGAUGAGAUCUUGGCGAGCAAGCCGGAUCUUGUGGCAUUUGGUGGAUAUGUUUGGAACGAAUCUUAUGUACAAAAUAUUCACAAGAUCUUGGCGACUUCAAACCCGCGAAACACCUUCAACAUACUAAUGGGUCCGCAGACUUCCUAUGCUCCAAAAGGGACGCUCGAAUCAUUCUAUCCCUUCAGCGACAUCUUCAUCCGAGGCUAUGCAGAAGACGCAUUUCGCGACGUUGUCGAAAACAUGUUGCUACUUCGCAAUGAACGGAUUCGCGGAGUCCAUCAUGCGGGAGGGCACGACGAUGGUUCUAUGGCCAAUGUCGAUCUCAACGCCGCCCCAUCGCCAUUUACUGAAGUAAUCGACUUGAACAAGCACGAAUUUAUACGCUGGGAGACACAAAGAGGUUGUCCAUUCCGUUGCACAUUUUGUCAACAUCGCGACUCUUACCAGAAGCGAUCCUUAUUCAAUUUACCGAAGCGAAUUGCUGGAGAGAUCCACGAAAUCUGCUCAGAGCGAAGCGCUGUGCGCGAUAUCGCUGUUCUCGAUCCUACCUUCAACUCGGGACCGCACUACAUUUCGGUCAUCGAAGAGUUGACCCAACGUGGAUACGCAGGGCGCCUUGCACUGCAGUGUCGCUUCGAGAUGAUGCGGCCCGAGUUCGUUGAAGCCGUUCGGAGGCUUAUCACGGUCAACAAUGCGAAAGUCAUACUUGAGUUUGGGAUACAGACGAUCAUAAUGGCCGAAAUGAAGGAGAUUCAGCGCAUCAACAACCUGGAGAAGGUCAAGUUCUGGGCGGAGCAACUGCAUGCCGCGGAGAUUCCCUUCGAGAUCUCCCUCAUCUACGGUCGCCCACAUCAGACCGUCGAUACAUUCAAGAGGAGCAUCGAUUUCUGCCACGAACUGAAGCCAACUACCAUGUAUGCAUGGCCCCUGAUGCUACUUCGUGGCACAGAGUUAGAACGAAAGAAAGGGGUUCUCCAGUUGGAGGAAGGCGUGUUAGAGGAGGAAGGGGAGCAAAGAUUCGUGGAGAAGCAGCGGAUUCUAGGUGGAAUCCCGCAUGUUAUGAGCUCGCCAUCAUUCAGCAAGAAGGAAUGGUUUGAGAUGCGCGAUAUAGCCGCAAGUCUUAACCUUCAUGAGGAUUAUAUGUUGUACAUAAUCUGCUAUUCUUUGCAUGUUAUGAAUGUACGCCAAUACUUGCCUGUAGUCACCUUACGGUCAUACAUGCAUAAUCCCAUCGCAAUCCGCGUACGCAAACUCUCAGAAUAA